Alternaria postmessia is the source of this 987-nucleotide messenger RNA. RefSeq lists its product as uncharacterized. The record is from RefSeq and is a predicted model, not a curated record. The transcript is spliced from 4 exons. Lineage: Eukaryota; Fungi; Ascomycota; Dothideomycetes; Pleosporales; Pleosporaceae. The coding region runs from base 1 to 987 and encodes 328 amino acids.
AUGGGGAGUAACCCCAACCCACAGCCACAGUAUGCGCCGCCGCCUGAGAAACAACAGUAUGCGCCACCACCCGAACAACAGCACUUCCCACCACCGGGCCAAGCACAAUCGCCGCCCCCUCAUCAGCAGCAUCCACAACAUCAGCAGCAGCCGAUGAGCCCUGGCUUCGGUGGAUUUCCUGGUGGAAGUCCAAGUGCAAGCCCAUACCGGGACGAGCAGUCAGGAUAUCCUGCUGAAAAGACAGGACAUCCAGGUAUGGGACAGUCGCAACCGAGCCAACAGACCAUACCACAGCAACCGCAGUACGUAGGCCAAGCAGCGCAUACCGGCCCUGCAAGUGCCUCAGCAGAUGACGUAGGAACCUUCAAUGGAGGAAGUUAUCGUGUGAGCCAUCGGGACACAAAUUCGAUCCUCACAGUGCAAUUAGCGAUCGGAUGUCCGUUUACCGCGAAACCUGGUAACCUGAAAUUCUCCCUUAAGAAAGCACUCAUCGGUGGUGACAUGAGCAAAUCUACAUACACCGGCCCCGGUGAACUCCUCCUCGCUCCUUCCUCUAUAGGCGACAUCACCAUCAUCAAGCUUGGUGGAAAGGAACAGUGGUCGGUGGGCCGCGACGCCUUUCUAGCCUGUACACAGGGUAUCGUAACCGAGUACAAGAGCCAGGGCAUUGGAAAAGCCAUGUUCAGUGGUGAAGGACUGUUCGUGUACAAGAUCAGUGGUACGGGUGUGCUUUGGGUUACGAGCUUUGGUGCGAUCAUUAGGAAAGAUCUCGCAGCCAACGAGAAGUACAUCAUCGAUAACGGACAUCUGGUCGCAUGGAACUGCAAAUACGUACUCGAGCGUGUUGCUAGCGGGGGUAUCAUCAGUAACAUGACGGCGGGCGAGGGGCUCGUGUGCAAGUUCACGGGACCAGGGACCGUGUUCAUGCAGACAAGGAACGCGGCAGCGUUUGGGCAGUGGUUAGCUGUCAAUGCUGCGGCUCCGUAG